GACACAAGUGAGAAGCGACUGAAUACGUCGGACUACUCACUUCGUCAAUACAACUAGUCAUCAUUACCUUAGUGAUAUUUUUUUAAUUUUUUCCAAUGCAAAAUUAGUCUGUUCUCCAAAGUCCUGCUCUCUCCGACCAUUUUGUUGUGAAACGUGCACAAAAUGGCGACCAACUACACAGAAGACAUCGGCCCUGUGGCAUGGCCACUAAAAAUGGUCUCACAAGAAGUAGUAGAGCACAUGCUGGGAUGGAACAUUCCAGAAGAGCAUCAGGACCUGGUCCACGACCACUGGAGGGACUUUCCCGCCGUUAGCAAGUACUGGCACUUCGGUCUAGCUUUAAUUUACACCAUGUUGAUGUUUGCUUCAAUAUCUGGUAAUGGAAUCGUCAUUUGGAUAUUUAGCACAUCAAAAUCCUUACGCAGUGCAAGCAACAUGUUCGUAAUCAACCUAGCAAUAUUCGAUCUCAUGAUGAUGAUCGAGAUGCCGUUACUCGUGAUCAACUCCUUCCAUCAGAGGCUCGUCGGCUACCAGCUCGGCUGCGACAUAUACGCAGUGCUGGGCUCCUUGUCAGGCAUCGGAGGCGCCAUCACGAACGUCAUCAUCGCUUAUGAUAGAUAUAAAACAAUAUCAAGCCCACUAGACGGAAGACUGACGCGAGUGCAAGCAUCUCUGCUGAUACUGUUCACUUGGCUGUGGGCGUUGCCUUUCACCUUCCUGCCCGCUUUCAGGAUCUGGGGAAAAUUCGUGCCAGAGGGUUUCCUCACGACAUGCUCCUUCGACUACUUCACUGAAGACACGGACACCAAACUAUUCGUCAUGUGCAUAUUCAUCUGGAGUUACGCCAUUCCAAUGCUAUCUAUAUGCUUCUUCUACUCAAAACUGUUCAGUGCUGUCCGUCUCCACGAGCGCAUGCUAAAAGAGCAAGCCAAGAAGAUGAACGUCAAAUCUCUAGCGGCGGGCAAAGAAGAUGCUGGCAAGAGCGUGGAAAUCAGGAUCGCUAAAGUGGCCUUCACGAUCUUCUUCCUGUUUGUUUGCUCAUGGACGCCGUACGCUUUCGUUGCCAUGAUCGGAGCUUUUGGAGACAGGAGUAUAUUAACGCCAGUGGCAACGAUGGUGCCUGCAGUGUGUGCGAAGAUCGUAUCCUGCAUAGACCCAUGGGUGUAUGCCAUCAACCACCCUAGAUACCGGGCGGAGUUAGAAAAGCGGGUACCAUGGAUGGGCGUCCGCGAACCAGACCCAGACAGCGUAUCCACCUCCAGUGGCGCCACGGCCCAGACACAAAACGCGGCGGAAGCGUGAACUGACGACCAUACAGCUAACCCAUUAACAAAACUGCGAUAAAAUGGAUAACGACCUUACUAUCAUGUGCUUAAUUCCGGACAAAAUAAUUCUAAUUUAACAAAACAACUAAGUUGGUUCGAUGUAAACUCAAUUCUCCUACUACUCAAUCUUUAUUUUACAAAGUUAAGAGUGACUGACAGAUAGAUAUUUAACAAGUGCAUGCUGAAUUAAAUCGAUCGAUCAUUUUCAUAUUAAUUAGCAAAAAAACACUGGUUUUGAGAUUUAGAUAUAUUGUGGCCGGAAUUAAGGAUAUGUCUGAUAAAGCAUUGAAUAUUUACAUACCAAUAUUUUGUAACCACACUAUAGUUGUAUAACCAAACGAUUCAAUCAAAAAACGCGCUAUUUUUAAAAAGACAGUCUUUUUACUAGAUUUUAGACAAAGUUUUCUUGAUUGUGUCGUUUCUUACUAUAAAUAUUUUAAUAUAACGAAAUGUGCAUGAAAACGGACACCGAUAUGUUUUUAUACUUAGAUUAUUGUAAUUAGACAAAACGAGAUUUCAUUAGAAUUGAACGUUCUUACAUCAUCUAUCAAUCUUCAAUGAUGUUGGUAUAUUUUUUAUUACUUUCACCUAUUAGCGUUGGUUGAUAUUUAUGUAAGAAAGCGGUCUAUACUGCAAAAUAUUUUUGUGUCGAAAUGAAAAUAUUUAAAAUAAAACUCGAAAAAAAUGGAACUGAUAACGACGACUCUGGCAAAUACGACUUGUACAACGAAUAAAGAAAUUUUGCAGUA
Molecule: messenger RNA, 2074 nt
Organism: Bicyclus anynana (squinting bush brown)
Lineage: Eukaryota; Metazoa; Arthropoda; Insecta; Lepidoptera; Nymphalidae
Gene: Rh5
Product: opsin-3
Exons: 8
Coding region: 163-1302 (379 amino acids)
Biological process (GO): G protein-coupled receptor signaling pathway; visual perception
Cellular component (GO): membrane
Molecular function (GO): G protein-coupled receptor activity
Source: RefSeq, a predicted model, not a curated record